Messenger RNA from Zerene cesonia (dogface butterfly), 1916 nucleotides. RefSeq names its product protein phosphatase 1 regulatory subunit 3C (gene Gbs-70E). Bases 62 to 913 code for a protein of 283 amino acids. The record is from RefSeq and is a predicted model, not a curated record. Gene Ontology annotation, cellular component: protein phosphatase type 1 complex. NCBI's taxonomy places the organism in Eukaryota, Metazoa, Arthropoda, Insecta, Lepidoptera, Pieridae. Gene Ontology annotation, biological process: regulation of glycogen biosynthetic process. The transcript has a single exon. Gene Ontology annotation, molecular function: glycogen binding; protein phosphatase 1 binding.
UUUGAAACCGUUUAGUUCGCCGCGGACAGCGCGAGAAUAAACACGUAUCGCGUGUUACAGGAUGUGCGCCGCGAUAGACAUGUUGGCGUCAGAGCAAAUGUUUUACGGCCACAGUCCGCCAGCCGGUUUCCUAACAGAUUACUCGGCGCCCGUUAGAAGACCAACAAAACUAACGACCAGGGGAUAUUCUGCUCCCACUCUGACAGCGCUUAAGCCAGUGCAGCUGACGUUGAAAACGGCGCCCCGGAGCUGCAUACGGCUGUCGACGGAGAAGAAAAAAAAACAUGUUGUGUUCGCGGAUGAUAGAGGGUUGGCUCUGGAACAAGUAAAGUUUAUGACGGAGCCAUCACACGUGCCACCGUAUUGGGCACUAAAGGUUGUAGCGAGCCCUCCCAUCGAGAGGAAACCCACAGAAGAACGCGCGACUGACACCUGGGACAUACGGUUCGCGCAACCCGCGUCCGAUUAUUUAGAAUUCCGAAGAAGGAUAACAGAAAACUGCGUGGCGUUGGAGAACGUGAUUGUUAAGCAGAACGAAUGCGCAGUGGACGGUACCGUCAAAGUGAAAAAUAUAGAUUUCGAAAAGGAGGUCUUCGUGCGGGCCACGUCCGAUGGCUGGAGGACCCAAGAGGACACGUUCUGUGCGUUUUUAGAAACCGGACCGCUGAAUAAGUGCGGCGUCUCGAUAUAUGACACGUUUAGCUUCAGAUUGCAGCUGCCGAUACAUUCCAGGCGGUUGGACUUCUGUGUCAGCUUUCGGUGUGGGGGUAAGGAGUAUUGGGAUAACAGGAACGGUGAGAACUAUACAAUAGAGAAGUCGUCCGUGAGGAAGACGCCAGCAAUAUCGUGCGCACGGAUUAAAUACGGGAAUUCUUGGAGCGGUUCUGACGCUGGGCACACGCCGUACUGGUGAAGGGUUGUAGUGACUAUCAUGUGUUCUGUUAUUGAGGUAGCAUGUGUUAUGUGCCAUGGUGAGCUAGGCGAGUGGUAAGUAGACGGCAUAGUGAAUAGUGAAUGACCAGGAUCUCACCGUUUGUUACAUGAGAUUUAUUUUCUUGAUGUAGCUAAUUAAAAUGGAAUCGUCGAUUUACACAAUCACGUCGCAAAAAGAGUUUAUUUCAACGUGAAUUAUAGUUAAUUUAUAUAUUGUAUGCUAAAUAAACUUAUGGAUUAUUUAUAUAAUUAAUAAUAUGGAGGUACAUUAUAUUGAAACCUAUCGCCAUGUUGAAAGAUAUUUUGACAAUGAAGGCCGUCUAAUUAUUUCCGUUGAUAUCUUAUCACUUAAUUUAGUUAGAUGCAAUGUUUAACAAAUGGUUAUAAAAACAUUCAUUAUCAUUAUCUAUCUUAUCUGUGAUAAAGAAAGAAAGUGGUCGAUGUUUACUCCUAGCAACUUUUAUCAAUGCGGAAUUAGAACAGAUAUAUAAUAAAUAGAAUUCCAUAAACGAAAUAUAUUUUUAUAGACUUUUUUAAUUUUUUAUUCUUAAAAUAUAAAAGUACAUCAAAAAUACGAUCAAAUUUGAUACAUUAAAAAUAAACUGGAUUUUUUGAAGGCUAGAAACAAUUUUUUGUCAAUUGCUUAAUUAAAGUGAUAAAACAUCUACCGGGUAUCAUAAAGAAAAAAUAUUAAUAAUAGUUAUCAUAAGACAAAUAUUACUAGGUAAUCUACUUAUUUUUACAUUUAUAAAAAACUAACGCUAGGUUGAUAAUUGCAUGCAUUUUAGUUCCAUAGCCAAGAGAAUUGAAUUAUUUUUGAACAAACUGAUUGUCAUUAAAAACUGGUUGUAUCUAGAUAUCCUCGUUUAAUAAUGCCAAUUUAUUUUGUUGCUGUGCCAACAAGAGUUUGAUUAUAUGAAUGCAGCUAAGACAAAUAUAUUAUAUUGUUUUAAUGAAAGUGAAAUGAACAUUUUAAUGCAUAC